Debaryomyces hansenii CBS767 is the source of this 816-nucleotide messenger RNA. Its product is annotated as SDR family NAD(P)-dependent oxidoreductase. NCBI's taxonomy places the organism in Eukaryota, Fungi, Ascomycota, Pichiomycetes, Serinales, Debaryomycetaceae. The record is from RefSeq and is a predicted model, not a curated record. Bases 1 to 816 code for a protein of 271 amino acids. The transcript has a single exon.
AUGGUUGAUAUUAAUGUUGAAGGUAAGAAUGCGUUGAUUACUGGUGGUACUAGAGGCCUAGGAUUACAUAUUGCUGAGAGCUUUGUUCUCAAUGGCGCUUCGACAGUUAUAAUUACGUCCAGGAAAAAAGAUGCUUGUGAAAGUGCUCAACGUGAGCUUGAAAAGAUUGCUGUAGAUAAUCAAAAACAGGUCAAGAUCAUUGCAAUUCCGUGUGAUAUUUCUGUAGAAGAGAAUGUAAAGGAGUUUUUCAGGCAAGCAUCAAAACAAAUUGAUAGAUUGGACAUAUUGAUUGCAAAUGCAGGGGCCACCUAUGGAGCACCAUUAAAGGACCAUCCAUUGUCAGCCAUGAAAAAGGUGAUACACUUGAAUAUCACAGGUGUUUUCCAUACAAUUCAAUUGUUCACACCGUUAUUAGAAUCGUCUGGUGCGAAAUCUGACCCAUCAAGAAUUAUUAUUGUGUCGUCGGUUGCGUCAUUUGUGGCUACAGACUUUGGCGGAACGUAUGGAUACUUAGCUUCUAAAGCAGGUGUCGCUCAUUUGGGUAAGAAUUUGGCGUUACAAUUAGCACCCCGUAAUGUGAAUGUCAACACCAUCGCGCCAGGGUUCUUUCCAACUAAAAUGACCAAAGGUUUAAUGGCAGCAAAUACUAGUGAAAUGGUGGAAGGUAACCCUCUCAAAAGACUUGGGACUAAAUCCGAUAUUCAAAAUUCGGUAUUAUGGUUGUGUUCUAAACAGUCAAAUUAUAUAAAUGGGAUCGUUUUACCUAUAGAUGGAGGUUUACAUUUAGUAGGUACAUCUAAUUUAGCUCAUUUGUAG